Molecule: messenger RNA, 488 nt
Organism: Eruca vesicaria subsp. sativa (arugula)
Lineage: Eukaryota; Viridiplantae; Streptophyta; Magnoliopsida; Brassicales; Brassicaceae
Source: the annotation of a GenBank genome assembly
GCCAUUUCGAAAUCAAUUCUAGUUUGAGAGAGAUAACACAGACGACACCAAGUUUCUUCCAUCUCGUUGCCGCAGAUCAAAAAUCUUCCUAUUCCUCGGAUAAACCUCUCCUUCUGCGGCGGCGAAACAGAGGAACAAACCUCACAAAACCAACAAAAGUUUCAACCUUUAUAUUGUCUGUUCUAUCUCUCUCUCUUCCAAAAAUGGCUCGUUCUCUCUCUAACGUUAAGUUCGUAUCUGCUUUCGUUUCUAAAGAACUCUCCAAUGCAAUCUUCCGACGUGGCUAUGCGGCGGCUACGGCGGCGCAGUCGAGCGGUGGAAAAGGUGGAGCCGUUGUUUCGGCGGUAAUGAAGAAGGGUGUGGAAGAAACGAACAAGAACAUUUCUUGGAUUCCUGAUCCCAAAACUGGUUAUUACAGACCGGAAACCGGUUCCAAAGAGAUUGACCCAGCGGCGCUACGAGCAGCUCUCUUAAACAAGAAGCAGUGA